This is a messenger RNA of Patiria miniata (bat star), 1389 nucleotides long. Its product is annotated as actin-85C-like. The record is from RefSeq and is a predicted model, not a curated record. The transcript is spliced from 5 exons. Bases 157 to 1284 code for a protein of 375 amino acids. Lineage: Eukaryota; Metazoa; Echinodermata; Asteroidea; Valvatida; Asterinidae.
ACGCUGGACAUGGCCUGCGGAAACACUAACCGUUGUGUGUACGGCGUGCCGGUCGGUUCCUGCGGCGUGACCACCGUACCUGCAUGACCUAUAUGACCACGUUCCGUGUGAAGCCAGUAUUGUCGUGGUUUUGCAACCGUGAAACGCGAUUCUUCAAUGGAUGACGAAGAAUUUACUUCAGUCGUUAUCGACAGUGGAUCUGGGAUUUUCAAGGCUGGCUUUGGGGGAGAGUUGGCACCGGAGGCUGUUUUCCCUACAGUAGUGGGUAGACCACUGUACAGUGACAGCUCUCAGGCAGAAGAUGCCAAGCAGCAGGAUACCGAUUGCUUCAUCGGCGAUCAGGCUCAGCAGAAACGAGAAAUCCUUAGCCUGAGGUAUCCCAUCGAACGGGGCAUCAUCACCGACUGGGAUGAGAUGGAGAAGAUCUGGCACCACACCUUCGCUAAUGAACUCUGUGUGGCUCCAGAAGAUUACGACGUGUUACUGUCUGAGCCUUGCCUCGGCCCCAAAGCCAACAAGGAAAAGAUGACUCAGGUAAUGUUUGAAUCCUUCAACGUGAGAGCAAUGAAUGUCGCAACUCAGGCAGUACUGGGGCUUUAUUGCCAUGGUGUGACUACCGGUUUAAUGCUACAGUGUGGUGAUGGCGUGACCGAGAUCAUGCCAUGCUAUGAAGGCAAAACACUGCCUCAUGCAGUCCAAAGACUUGGUGUUGCUGGGAGGGACCUCACGGAAUACCUCAUGGAGUUACUCAGAGAGCGUGGAUAUUCUUUUUCCACCACAGCUGAGCGAGAGAUUGUCCGUGAUAUCAAAGAGAAAUUCUGUUACGUGGCCCAAGACUACGAGCAAGAAUUGUGCAACGCCCAGCGCAGCUGGGCACAGGAGAAGAACUACACACUCCCCGAUGGUCAAGUGAUCACCAUCGGCAGCGAGAUGUUCCGAUGCCCCGAAGCCUUGCUCAACCCCCCCCUCGCUGGAUUGCAGACGGCAGGAAUCCUUCAGGCCAUCCAUGACAGCAUCAUGAAAUGUGAUGUGGAUAUACGUACAGACUUGCAGACCAAUGUGUGCUUGUCUGGGGGUACUGCUUUGCUGCCAGGUUUACCUGACCGCAUUGGUAAGGAGCUUAAUGUGACUGUCAGGACAAAUACUCUACAAGAAAAUAAGAUGAAUGGAAUAUGGGUUGGUGGGUCUAUUCUUGCCUCACUACCUUACACGCCUUGGGUUCCAAGAAGAGAGUAUGAGGAGUGGGGACCAUCAAUCAUCCACCGUCGAUAUGUUGGUCUUUAGGCUAAACAAAAAAUAGUUCUGCUUCCGGUUACCCUACCUAUCCUAUUUUGACAGCCCCUACCCUAAUAUUUUUGGGCGGAAAAUGAGGAAAAACCCAGAAAAUCA